This is a messenger RNA of Ipomoea triloba (trilobed morning glory), 1796 nucleotides long. RefSeq names its product hydroquinone glucosyltransferase-like. Gene Ontology annotation, molecular function: UDP-glycosyltransferase activity. The record is from RefSeq and is a predicted model, not a curated record. The coding region runs from base 26 to 1507 and encodes 493 amino acids. The transcript has a single exon. NCBI's taxonomy places the organism in Eukaryota, Viridiplantae, Streptophyta, Magnoliopsida, Solanales, Convolvulaceae.
AGCCAGAAGGGGUGUAUAUAGUAGUAUGGAAGAAGCCCAUAUAGCCUUUGUUUCAACUCCAGGAAUGGGGCAUAUAAUCCCAUUAGUGGAGUUUGCGAAGCGCCUCAUCACCCAACACCGUUUCACUGCAACUCUCAUCCUCCCCGCCUUUCAAGAUGACGGCCCCGUUUCCACCGCCCAAAUCGCUUUCCUCCAAUCCCAUCUCCCCGCCGGCAUGGACUACCUUCUUCUCCCUCCCGUUCCCCUCCACCACUUACCCCCAAACGCUCGCCCCGUCACGCGCAUGUGCCGCGUCAUGGACCUCUCUCUUCCCGCGCUCCGGGAAGCGCUCAAGGCUUUAAUGGCGGCGAUGAUGAAUAUCCGCCGCCGCCUUGUUGCUUUGGCGGUGGAUCUUUUCAGUACCUGUGCUUUUGAUGUGGCUGAUGAGCUCGGAAUUAUGCGCUGCGUUUUCUACCCGUCCGCGGCUUUCACCUUGUCGUUUACUCUUUACUUGCCGGAGCUGGAUUCGUCUCUGCAGCCCGGCGAUGAGUUCAGAGAUCUUGCGAGACCGGUUCAGAUCCCCGGGUUUUCCGUCCCGGUUCAUGGAAAGGACCUGAUUGACCCGGUCCAGGACCGCCAGGACGAGACCUACACCUGGGUUCUUCACCACGCUAAGAGGCUCUCACUCGCUCAAGCCAUCAUGGUGAAUAGCUUCAAUGAAGCAGAGGAAAGUGCUGUCAAAGCUUUGCAGAAGUCUGAACCGGGAAACCCUCCGGUUCACCAUCCGGUUUACCUGGUCGGACCGCUUGUUCGGAUGGAUUCUACUAGUAGUAAUAAUAAUAAUAACAACCUUGUUGGUGGCGGCUCAGAAUGUCUCCAAUGGUUAGAUGAACAACCUGAGAGAUCUGUGCUAUUUGUGUCGUUUGGGAGCGGGGGAACUCUUUCGCAUCAACAGCUUAUUGAGCUAGCAUUAGGGUUGGAAAUGAGUGGGCAAAGGUUUGUAUUGGUGGUCAGAAGUCCUAGUGAGAAUUCAAUGGCCUUCUUUAGUACCCAACAUCCAGGUGACCCUCUCUCAUUCCUACCACAAGAGUUCACGCAGAGAACCAAGAACUUUGGCAUUGUGGUGCCCAACUGGGCCCCACAACACCAGAUACUAAGUCACCGCUCGACUGGCGGGUUCCUGACUCACUGCGGGUGGAACUCCAUUCUCGAGAGCAUUGCCUACGGGAUGCCGUUGGUUGCAUGGCCGCUGUAUGCCGAGCAGAAGAUGAAUGCCCUAUUGCUAACCGAGGAUCUGAAAGUGGCAUUGAGGCCUAAGGCUAGUGAGAAUGGGUUGGUGGGGAGGGAGGAAAUUGCAAGGGUUGUGAAGGGGCUAAUGGAUAGUGAAGAAGGAAAAAAAAUGAGAGAAAAGAUGGGAUACCUAAAAGAUGCAGGCUUAAAGGCAAUUGGUGAUGAAGAUGGCUCUUCCACAAAAGCACUUGAUCAAUUAGUUUCCAUUUGGAAGAGCAAGCUUGCUAAGACCAUUUAAUUAAUUUUCCAUAUAAUAUAAUUCAGCAAAAUUAAAUGUAUGUGUGGUUCAAUAAUACUUCAAUCUUAAUUAUUACAGCUUUUAGUGAUGGAUUUGCAGGCUUCCCUUCAUUUAUGAGAAGGGACUUAUAACUUAUACAAUAGUAUAUUUGUAUUUUAGAAUGUUGAGUUUCACAUUGCAAGACUUUUUAAGAAAUAGACAUUUUAAGAAUAUGUACUUCAUAAAUAAUAUGAAUAGAUCUUAUACAUACUCUUAUAUAUGAAAAAUUUAUAAGAGUGAAUCCAUGUUA